Molecule: messenger RNA, 1809 nt
Organism: Kluyveromyces marxianus DMKU3-1042
Lineage: Eukaryota; Fungi; Ascomycota; Saccharomycetes; Saccharomycetales; Saccharomycetaceae
Gene: CRZ1
Product: DNA-binding transcription factor CRZ1
Exons: 1
Coding region: 1-1809 (602 amino acids)
Biological process (GO): regulation of transcription by RNA polymerase II
Molecular function (GO): RNA polymerase II cis-regulatory region sequence-specific DNA binding; DNA-binding transcription factor activity, RNA polymerase II-specific
Source: RefSeq, a predicted model, not a curated record
AUGGACGAGUAUUUGAAUAUGAAUGGCAGCAGCCCGGCCGAUGGCUCGUUUUACGGGCUGGGCCAGGGCCAGGGCGUUGGCCAGGACGGUGUUGUUGAGUCUGGACAGGAUCCGGGCCAUAUGGACGUGGGGUUUUCCGAUUUCAGCAGAGAUAUUUUGUCAGGGUUUAAGGGUCCUGAGGACGAAGGGUCGGGCCUGCAGCAGCAGCAGCAGCAGCAGCAGCGGCCGCAGCUGAGCAUUCCGCACACAGACCCGUCGCUGUUGUUUCCCGAGCUGAACUUGGCCAACCGGGGUGCGCCUGCUGGCGCUGCUGGCGCCAGCCAGCAGCAGCAGCAGCAAGAACACAGCAGGUCACGUUCACGGUCGUCGAGUCACGUGACUCAGUCAUACUAUGGUAACAGCAACAGCAACAGCAAUGGCCACGGCCACGGCUACGACCAGUUGUCGACGGCGAACUCGCCGUACAUGCACCCCUCGGACGCGCUCUCGCCCGGGAUGGGGUACUUGGGGCUCGACAGCGACAUUGACGAGCUCUUGAGCGUGCACUCGGACUUGUCGGACGUUUCGAAGGACUACGAGUACAUCUCGACGCUCUCAGAGUUGCAAGAGCUCACGGGCGAGAGUUUCGACCCGCUUCCCGACUUCGUCGACAGCCAGUUCGCGCAGCUGCAGCUGCAGCUUCCGGAAAGCAGCAUGGCCCAGGUGCAGUCGCAUAUCCAGCCGGUCCAGCCGUCCCCGCCGCCGCAGGUGACUCCGCCCCAGAUUAGAAUCGAGCAGUUUGAGCCAGCAGGGGCACCACCAAAAUCGGGUCAUGCCGGUACGUUUGACUUGGACUUGGACCUGGGCCAGAGCCCAGAUUACCAGGACCAAAGCCAUGGCUUGCUGUCCGUAGACGCAGCCCACGAUCAGCAGCAACAGCAGCACCACCAGCAGCACCAGCACCAGCAGCUUCCGACCCUACAAAACGACCACAUCUCGGAUUCGUUCGACAGAAUGAUGCUCACGGGCCACAGAAACAGCAUCAGAAACAGGUCCCACUCGCUCUCCCAAACCCAAACGCCGUCCCAGUCCCAGGGCCAGUCCGUCACAAAGCCACGCUCAAACACAAGGUCCCGCUCCAGAGCUAACUCAAGCUCAACUACAACCGUCGCCCGCUCUCCCUCUAGGUCCAGGUCCCGCUCCAGAAACGUUUCUUCCAGAUCGCUUUCCCCAGACGAGCGUGCCCGCUCCCUCAGCAGCGACCGCGAACACCUCUUGAAACUAGGAGGAAUCAUCCCCAGAGACAGCGACCAGAACAGCGACCAGGAUAAUUCCCCAGACAACAACAACGGCAAUGGCAAUGGCAACGGUACCGGUACCAGUACCGGCGAUGACUCCCACGACAACCACUCUUCAACAACCCUCAAUUUGAUCGGCACUACGAAAAAGAAGCUCGCACAAAAACACCCCUCCGUCUACGCCUGCGAUAUCUGCGACAAGAAGUUCACCAGACCCUACAACUUGAAGUCCCAUCUACGUUCACACACCGACGAAAGGCCGUACCUGUGCUCCGUUUGCGGCAAAGCCUUUGCACGAAUGCACGAUAAAAACAGACAUGAAGAUUUACACACGGGCAAGAAACGGUACGUGUGCGGUGGUACCUUGAAGAACGGCCAGCCCUGGGGCUGCGGCAAGAAAUUCGCAAGAAGCGAUGCCCUAGGCAGACAUUUCAAGACUGAACUUGGGAAAAGAUGCAUCAUGCCUCUAUUCGAAGAAGCUGAAAUGGAAAAGAGGGCCGCUGCUGGAGGAGCUAAUGACAAUGUCUCAUGA